Molecule: messenger RNA, 799 nt
Organism: Dendronephthya gigantea
Lineage: Eukaryota; Metazoa; Cnidaria; Anthozoa; Malacalcyonacea; Nephtheidae
Product: coiled-coil domain-containing protein 124-like
Exons: 2
Coding region: 94-765 (223 amino acids)
Biological process (GO): transcription by RNA polymerase II
Cellular component (GO): nucleus
Molecular function (GO): transcription coactivator activity
Source: RefSeq, a predicted model, not a curated record
AACUAAAAUGGCUGACAAAGUUAUAUAAAAACUUAAAAUUUUAUAAAAUAGACGAGGUUUCUCACAUUUUAGCAGUUAUUUUCGACUGCAAUUAUGCCCAAGAAAUUCCAGGGCACAAACACGAAGGCCGAAGCGGCCAGAGCGCGAAAGAGCGAGGCUAAAAAUGCAGAAAAGGUGCGAAAAGACAAGGAAACAGAAGAUAAAUAUUGGGAAAGCUGGGAGUCUGGGGAUAGAAACGAAAGCAGAAAAAAAGAACGGAAAGAAGACAAGGAAAAGAAGAGGUUAGAACAGUUGGAGAAGAAACGUUUAGCAAAAGAACUUCUUGAAGCAGAAGAAUCAAAACUGAAAGGAAAGACGGCAACUCAAGCAAAAGUCACCAGGUCUGAAAUUGCGACUUUGCAAGAGAGAGAGGCAGAAAAACGCAAAACCGCAGCAGCGAAUAAAAAUGUAACAGUUGACGAUUCCCCGCUGGAAGAGAAUGUCAACCAACUGAUUGCUGAAAAUCUAGCAACAGAAGGUGGCGUGGAAGCUAGAAAUGUUGAAGAAGCCAUCUCAGUUCUUGCUGUAGAUGAUAAACAGGAGUCUCAUCCAGAAAGAAGAAUGAAGGCCGCAUUUGCCAAGUUUGAAGAGGAACGACUACCAGUGUUAAAAGCAGAGAACCCAAAUAUGAGAUUGUCACAAAUCAAACAAUUGCUUCGAAAAGAAUGGUUAAAAUCACCGGAUAACCCCCUUAAUCAAAAUUUUGUGGCAUAUAAUAAAAAAUGAGGUUAUAUUGUUCAAAUGCAAUUUAAAUAAAAUU